GGAGAGGGGGUGGGGCGGGGGCCGCGGCGGGCGCCGGGACUCCAUUAGCGGCGGCGGGACGCUUCGCUUCCCUCACAGCAGUGACGCGGGCGCCGCAGUCCUCGUCUGUUGCCGCGGGAGCCGGGCGUGAGGAGCACGGAAGGAGCCAUGGCUCUGGACGGGAUAAGGAUGCCAGAUGGCUGCUACGCGGACGGAACGUGGGAACUGAGCGUCCAUGUCACGGACCUGAACCGUGAUGUCACCCUGAGAGUGACCGGAGAAGUGCACAUCGGAGGGGUGAUGCUGAAGUUGGUGGAGAAACUCGAUGUAAAAAAGGAUUGGUCUGACCAUGCUCUCUGGUGGGAAAAGAAGAGAACUUGGCUGCUUAAGACACAUUGGACCUUGGAUAAGUAUGGCAUCCAGGCAGAUGCCAAACUUCAGUUCACACCCCAGCACAAGCUGCUCCGGCUACAGCUUCCCAACAUGAAGUACGUGAAGGUGAAAGUGAAUUUCUCGGACCGAGUCUUCAAAGCAGUGUCGGACAUCUGCAAGACUUUCAAUAUAAGACACCCUGAAGAACUUUCUCUCUUAAAAAAACCCAGAGAUCCCACAAAGAAAAAAAAGAAAAAGCUAGAUGACCAGUCUGAAGAUGAAGCGCUUGAGUUGGAAGGACCGCUUAUCACUCCUGGAUCAGGCAUCGAUGUUCUUUACAUUGGCCCUCUGAAAGGAGGCAUAUACUCCAGCCCCGGACUUUACAGCAAAACAAUGACGCCCACUUACGAUGCUCAUGAUGGAAGCCCCUUGUCACCAACUUCUGCCUGGUUUGGUGACAGUGCUCUGUCAGAAGGCAAUCCCGGGAUACUUGCUGUCAGUCAGCCGGUAACAUCACCAGAAAUACUGGCAAAGAUGUUCAAGCCUCAAGCUCUUCUUGAUAAAGCAAAAACGAACCAAGGGUGGCUUGAUUCCUCGAGAUCGCUAAUGGAGCAGGAUGUGAAGGAAAAUGAGGCCUUGCUACUCCGAUUCAAGUAUUACAGCUUUUUUGAUUUGAAUCCAAAGUACGAUGCUAUCAGAAUCAAUCAACUUUAUGAGCAGGCCAAGUGGGCUCUUCUCCUGGAAGAGAUUGAGUGCACCGAGGAGGAGAUGAUGAUGUUUGCAGCCUUGCAGUAUCAUAUCAAUAAGCUGUCGAUCAUGACGUCAGAGAACCAUCUGAACAACAGUGACAAAGACGUGGACGAAGUGGACGCUGCCCUUUCCGACCUGGAGAUCACUUUGGAAGGCGGGAAGACAGCAACCGUUCUGGGUGACAUUACUUCAAUUCCAGAACUUGCUGACUAUAUUAAAGUUUUCAAGCCAAAAAAGUUGACUUUAAAAGGGUACAAGCAGUACUGGUGCACAUUCAAAGACACAUCCAUCUCCUGCUAUAAGAGCCGAGAAGAGUCCAGUGGUACACCUGCUCAUCAGAUGAACCUCAGAGGAUGUGAAGUUACCCCAGAUGUAAACAUUUCGGGCCAAAAAUUUAACAUAAAACUCCUAAUUCCGGUUGCAGAGGGCAUGAAUGAAAUUUGGCUUCGUUGUGAUAAUGAGAAGCAGUACGCACACUGGAUGGCAGCCUGCAGAUUAGCUUCCAAAGGCAAGACCAUGGCGGACAGUUCCUAUAAUUUAGAGGUUCAGAACAUCCUCUCCUUCCUGAAGAUGCAGCAUCUUAACCCAGAUCCUCAGCUAAUUCCAGAGCAGAUCACAACUGACAUCAAUCCCGAGUGCCUGGUAUCCCCUCGCUACCUAAAAAAGUACAAGAACAAACAGAUAACAGCAAGAAUCUUGGAGGCCCACCAGAAUGUAGCCCAGAUGAGUCUGAUUGAAGCCAAGAUGAGAUUCAUUCAAGCUUGGCAGUCUCUGCCUGAGUUCGGCAUCACACACUUCAUCGCGAGAUUUCAAGGUGGCAAGAGAGAAGAACUUAUUGGAAUUGCAUAUAACAGAUUGAUUCGGAUGGAUGCCAGCACGGGAGAUGCCAUCAAAACAUGGCGGUUCAGCAACAUGAAGCAGUGGAAUGUCAACUGGGAGAUCAAAAUGGUCACCGUGGAGUUUGCAGAUGAGGUCCGGUUGUCCUUCAUCUGUACUGAAGUAGACUGCAAGGUGGUCCAUGAGUUCAUUGGUGGUUACAUAUUUCUCUCAACUCGGGCCAAAGACCAGAAUGAGAGCUUAGAUGAGGAGAUGUUCUACAAACUCACCAGUGGUUGGGUGUGAGUAGGAAACUGUGUGAAGAAACUGCACAGCCAUGACAAUAUUUAACUUUAAAGCUAUUGUUUCUUAUAUGCUGCUUAAUAAAGUAAGCUUGAGAUUUA
Molecule: messenger RNA, 2321 nt
Organism: Arvicola amphibius (Eurasian water vole)
Lineage: Eukaryota; Metazoa; Chordata; Mammalia; Rodentia; Cricetidae
Gene: Fermt2
Product: FERM domain containing kindlin 2
Exons: 16
Coding region: 148-2223 (691 amino acids)
Biological process (GO): integrin-mediated signaling pathway; cell-matrix adhesion
Cellular component (GO): extrinsic component of cytoplasmic side of plasma membrane; focal adhesion
Molecular function (GO): integrin binding
Source: RefSeq, a predicted model, not a curated record